Molecule: messenger RNA, 540 nt
Organism: Didymosphaeria variabile
Lineage: Eukaryota; Fungi; Ascomycota; Dothideomycetes; Pleosporales; Didymosphaeriaceae
Exons: 1
Coding region: 1-540 (179 amino acids)
Biological process (GO): mitophagy
Molecular function (GO): mitochondrion autophagosome adaptor activity
Source: RefSeq, a predicted model, not a curated record
AUGGACAACGCCGCGACUUCUGAGAUUGCCUCGCUGAUCCAAAACGCACACAUCAAGCGCAGUCCCUCGCCGCGACACGACCUCAACCCAUCAACAACCGCAUCCGAGAAACAGCCCGUCCACCUGGAUGCACACCCGGACCCCGAUGCCUCCGACGUAGACGAGGAUGAGGUUCCUCUCAGUGUCUUACGACCUGUUCCCCGGCGGCACGCGAUGCCGCCGCUCCCCGACCUGCGCUUGGAGCAAACCUACCUAAAGAGCAUCGAGCACGCAGAGUCAUGGCAGGCUGUGGCGUGGAUCACCUUCAAGGACCACGUUCUUCUGUGUUUUGCUCAGGGGCUACUCUGGACGCUUGUACUGAGUGGCUGGAGGCAUGUAAAUCGGUCGUCCAAGUUCAGCGGGCGAGGUGUCGGUGCCCGGUUACGGAGGUGGUGGUGGGACGUGAACAACUGGAAGAUACCCGAGGAAGGCUCGAAGAUGAAGAACGACAAGCUGGCAAAGAACGUUUCGGAGGUGAGUGCUGCCUUUGUGAAUGUCUGA